Molecule: messenger RNA, 1372 nt
Organism: Rhododendron vialii
Lineage: Eukaryota; Viridiplantae; Streptophyta; Magnoliopsida; Ericales; Ericaceae
Product: GDSL esterase/lipase At1g71250-like
Exons: 5
Coding region: 67-1230 (387 amino acids)
Molecular function (GO): hydrolase activity, acting on ester bonds
Source: RefSeq, a predicted model, not a curated record
GGAAAGAGAGACGAAAGCAAAGAGAAGCUGUUAAAAAAACAAAACAGAUCAAAAAAAAGAAGGGAAAUGGGAGCCCCAGAUUCGCAGCCGGUCUACAGGAUGAUCAUCAGUUUGAUAACUGUCAUUUUCUCCUGUGGAUUUAACGACGGAGUGGUUGCACUGGUUAUGGGAACAUCACCACCAGAUUCACCACCAGCAGGGCCGGAAAAACAGUUUACAGCCUUGUUUGCUUUCGGAGAUUCAAUAACUGAUAAUGGGAAUAACAACUACUUCCUCAGCUCUUUAGCCAAAGCCAAUUACGUGCCUUACGGUGUUGAUUUCGAAGAAGGACCUUCCGGGAGAUUCUCUAACGGGAGAACUUGCCUUGACUAUAUUGGGGACUUGAUAGGCAUUCCAAAUCUUCCAGCUUUUGCAAAUCCUUCAGCUACAGGAAGAAAUAUUCUGAGGGGAGUAAAUUAUGCUUCCGCCGCGGCCGGGAUUCUGGAUGAGACCGGACAAAAUCUAGGCCAGCGAUUCAGUUUAAGCCAACAAGUUGAGAAUUUUGAGAAAACCUUGAAUCAGUUGAGGAACACUAUGAACAUGAGCGAUGAAGAAAUAAGCCAUUACUUGUCAAAGGCAUUAGUGGUGAUGACACUUGGUAGCAAUGACUACAUCAACAACUAUCUUGUUCCUUCCAUGUAUCCCACCAGCUUCAUGUACAACCCUAAAGACUAUGCAGAUCUGCUCAUCGAACGUUACGCAAGGCAGAUACUAGCAAUGCAUGGUUUAGGGUUGCGGAAGUUCUUUUUCGGAGGAAUCGGCCCCCUUGGUUGCAUUCCGAAUCAAAUAGCAACUAGUCUUGCACCCGGUGGAAAGUGUGUAUCUUUUGUGAACGAUUUGGUUGGCAUGUUCAACACCAGACUAACAAGUCUUGUUGAUCAGCUUAACACUAAGCAUCCUGAGGCUAUAUUUGUUUAUGGUAAUACUUAUGGAGCUUUCAGUGACAUACUUAACAAUCCAGCUGCUUAUGGAUUUAAGGUGAUUGAUAGAGGGUGCUGUGGUGUUGGGAGAAAUGAAGGACAAGUAACAUGCCUUCCAUUUUCAAUUCCAUGCAGAGAAAGGAACCAUUAUAUGUUCUGGGAUGCCUUCCAUCCCACCCAAGCUGUGCAUCAAAUCCUUGCUCAAAGAGCUUACACUGGCCCACCUUCUGAUUGCUACCCAAUCAAUCUUCAACAAAUGGCACUUCUUUAAUAUUUAAAUACACUCUUUUUCAAUUUCAUUUUACAUCUAUCAGGGUUUGAUGAGCCUCCAAAAUCUAUCAUGUUAUGUUAUUAAACUUAAUUAUGUAAGUUUUCAAGUGCUUAAAGUAAUAUCAACUACCUGGCCUGCCUUA